Labeo rohita (rohu) is the source of this 2719-nucleotide messenger RNA. It is a transcript of the gene glb1l2, whose product is annotated as galactosidase beta 1 like 2. Gene Ontology annotation, cellular component: vacuole. Gene Ontology annotation, biological process: carbohydrate metabolic process. The record is from RefSeq and is a predicted model, not a curated record. NCBI's taxonomy places the organism in Eukaryota, Metazoa, Chordata, Actinopteri, Cypriniformes, Cyprinidae. Gene Ontology annotation, molecular function: beta-galactosidase activity.
AUGUCAGAGAGGCAGGGACUGAGGGCAGACUCCACUCACUUCACUUUAGAUGGAGCCCCUUUUCGGAUCCUCGGAGGGUCCAUCCAUUACUUUCGGGUCCCCAGGGCGUACUGGAAAGAUCGGCUGCUGAAACUCAAAGCCUGUGGUCUCAAUACUCUCACCACGUAUGUGCCGUGGAAUCUUCAUGAACCAGAAAGAGGAGUCUAUCUGUUUCAGGAGGAGCUGGAUCUGGAGGCAUACAUUCGUCUAGCAGGGGAAUUAGGUCUAUGGGUGAUUCUGCGUCCGGGGCCGUACAUAUGUGCAGAGUGGGAUUUGGGUGGAUUACCAAGCUGGCUGCUGCAAGAUAAGAACAUGAAAUUAAGAACGACCUACUCUGGUUUCACAAGUGCCGUGAACACGUACUUUGAUAAGCUCAUUCCAAGAAUCACACCAUUCCAGUAUAAGAGUGGAGGCCCUAUUAUUGCUGUUCAAGUAGAGAAUGAAUAUGGUUCAUAUGCAAAGGAUGAGAAGUACUUGCCGUUCAUCAAAGAGGCAUUACUGUCCCGGGGAAUCUCAGAGUUUCUCGUCACAUCAGACAACCAUGACGGGUUAAAGCUUGGAGUGGUAGAUGGAGUCUUGCAGACAGUAAACCUACAGAAACUGACGUUCGGUGAUGUACAGCAUUUAGCAGAAAUGCAGCCGCAAAAGCCGCUGAUGGUGAUGGAAUAUUGGUCUGGCUGGUUUGAUGUCUGGGGGGAACCUCAUCACGUUUUCCCUGCGGAAGAGAUGACCUCUAUAGUGCGAGAGCUUCUGGAUCGUGGCAUCUCCAUCAAUCUCUACAUGUUUCAUGGAGGAACCAGCUUUGGAUUCAUGAAUGGAGCUCUUGACUUGGGAACCUACAAACCACAGACGAGCAGCUAUGAUUAUGGCCCACUGAGUGAAAGCGGUGAUUAUACAACCAAGUAUCAUCUCUUGAAGAACCUGCUGAGCACCUACAGCAAGGAGCCAACAUCAGAGCUACCAGCUGUGCAGAACAGACGAGCAUAUGAGCCAGUGGCUGUCACUCAUUAUAUUUCACUGUGGGAGAGUCUUCAGUGUGCAGAAACACCUUUCAAAGCUGAUGAUCCUGUCAGCAUGGAGAACCUGCCAGUAAACCACAACAAUGGUCAGUCGUAUGGAUAUACGCUCUAUCAGACUGACAUUUAUUCAGGUGGAGAACUCAACUCAAAGAACAACGUUCGUGACAGAGCUCUAGUGUUUAUUGACAAAGAACUCAUCGGUGUUUUGGACAAUAAAACACAGAAGGUUAAAAUAUCUCCUAGUAAGAAUGAGAGGACCUUGAGUUUGCUUGUGGAGAACUGUGGACGAGUGAACUAUGGUCCAGCCCUUGCCAACCAACAGAAAGGUCUUGUUGGAGAUAUAACUUUGGACAAUGUCCCUCUAAAAAAGUUCACCAUGUACUGUUUGGAUAUGAAGAGCAGUUUCAUAAACAGACUGCAGUCCCAGAAAUGGACGCCUGUCGGUACGAAGCCCACCUACCCUGCGUUUUUCAGAGGAUCCCUGGUAGUGGAUCAGCCCACAGAUACAUUUGUGAAGCUGCCAAAUUGGAGUAAAGGAGUGGUUUUUGUGAACGGGCAAAAUCUUGGACGCCACUGGUCGAUUGGUCCUCAGAAUGCCCUCUAUCUUCCUGCUCCCUGGCUCAAGAGUGGAAAUAAUGAGAUUAUUGUGUUUGAGGAACUCAAAGCUGCAGAAACAAUCCAGUUUGCUGAAAAUCCGGAAUAUGGCAAGACAGUGGACGUAUCUACCCAACUGUUUUGCACCCUGUUGUGAAAACACACCUGCAGCUUUACAAUGAAUCUUAGGCUCACAUCCAUCAAAACAAAUCUGAACUUGAAUUACUUAAAGCAAGACAUCACAAGUGAAAAGAGUAGAUUUAGCAAUAGACUUCCCCAGAUGAUUAAUCAUAUUAAGUUAAUACAACUAUUUUGUAUUUCGGGUUUCUGAAAUAUGUUUAAAUAUGCAAAUGAGACAUGAUUUGAUUAAAUAAUUUGUUUAACAGAAUUUAGAUCAGUCUCUUUUUAUCAGUUCAUAAAUCAGAAAAUGUCAAAAGCAAGAAAGGGAAUUUAAACAUGUUUUUAAGAAUAAAAUAUUAUAUAAAUGAGGCUAAUGAUAUAUACAGAAAACUGUAAAAACCUUCAGAAUAUAAACAGGAAUAAAACAUUUGUACACAUGUUACAAAACACAUGUUAAUUGCAACAUGAUUCUCUAAAAUAAAAGAACAUGCUAGACAUAACACACUGCCAUAAGAGUGUCAAUUUGCUUUGUCAGAUCACUGUGUAAGACAACAGUCAGAGACACAUUUCGCUAAUUGACAGAAGUUUUGUUUUAUGACAGAAGUGACCUGUUCUUUUGAAGGGAAAAGUACGGCCGAAUCACCCGAACUUUUCAAAGUAUGUUUUUGAUGAUAAUUAUGGAAGUUGGCUUGACUACUCUAAUGUUUUUAUAUAAUCAAGAGGAAAAAAAUUAAUGAUCUAAGGGUUCUUAGUAGGAACCUGGUUUUAAGAAAUAUUUGUCUCCAUUUCAAGUUUUUAACAUCACAGCAUGUUGUGAAGCAGUAACUUACCAUUUCUAUAACUUGUACUGUAAUAACACUUACUGGAUUUGUGCUGGUCAGACGAAGUCUGAGCACUGGAAUAUCAAUAAACUGCUUCUGCUUCUUUUUUAUCAUCAUAACGUCUGU